AUGCCCCGUACUCCAAAGCCUUACGAAGUACAGAAAAUCCUCCCAGACCCUCAGCGACCCUUCCUUACCCGUUAUUUGGAUUUGGGGGCAAUCCAAGACCCAUUCCCAGCCUCUCCAUACAACUCUCUCUUUAUGCCGUCUCGUAUUCACCAACAUGACGAGACCUGGAAUGAUUCGCGCCGGUACGUAUUUCCAGAGAACUGGACGGACGCCGUACCUGACCCAAAUUGCGGUGACGAGGGCGAACAAGGGGACAAGGGAACUCAGAAACGUCUUGCACAGGACCUGGUUACAAUCUUGUUUACCAACACAAUCGAUCUCCAAGAUCGUGACGCGCCGUCCGCCAAAGACCACACUCAAAUAAAGACAUCGACCGGCACAAAGGACACAUUGUCGUCUUCGUCCUCGACCCCCUCGGACCAAAACAACCUUCAUCUCGCCUCUCACCAAGCCGAAACCCUUCGGGGCGUGGCUGCGGAAACGGCACAAGACCGGCGCAUAUCGUGGACCGGUUCGAAUUUGUCUGACCUACACAUUUAUGGGAGCGACCUUGCCGCCGAUAUUUCCGAUACCCUCAACCUGUCACGCAGCCUGCAGCAGCCUGCUCCCAACCACCUCAGCAUGACGGGGCACCAACAGCAGGAUGCGCUCGCCAUCGCGCAAAAUGGUGGAGAUGUUGUCGAUGAAGACAUGGAGGAUAUUGACGACGAGGAGCUGGAGGACGACAUGAUGGACAAAAUCUCUAGCUCGCCCUCAAUCGAAGAUGAUUGUUGCGAUUUGGCAAGGCCACUGCAUGCACAAAAGAUUCAACCCCUCGCGCCCGUAUCGGAGAACACAAUCCCUCUUCGAGUGUCAGGGAACAGUCAGGCAUCCAAAACGCCUCCAGUGUCUCCGGACGGACCUGCUUUCCGCCAACACCGUCGUCAUCGCAGUAGGUAUGAUACGAACGAGAACACGCCGCCGUGGCCCCUCAACUACGACAAACGCAAUAUCGGCCCGCUCUUCGACCCAGCCUGUUCUUUCACCCGGUCUCCCGCUAAAGCAGGUUUGGAGGAGAAUGGCUUUUCGAAAGGCCGCGACCUCUGGGAUGUUUCCGACGACGUAUUCGAUGAAAUGAUGAUACCAUAUUAUCAUGACGAUGACGACGGUGAUGACAAUGCCAGCGGCGGUGCUAGCGCAUUAGAUACCCAUGACAAUGACGUUAAAUUUGUGAUUUCCGGUUGGGGAAGUGAGUGCUUACACAACAUAGAGGACAUCGAUUUCGAGUUUGUUUACGCCCUCCAUACCUUUAUGGCUACGGUCGAGGGUCAAGCAAAUGCGACAAAGGGAGACACCAUGGUCCUGCUUGACGACAGCAACAGCUACUGGUGGCUCGUUCGGGUGGUCAAGGAUAGCAGCAUCGGCUACCUUCCUGCCGAGCACAUCGAAACACCGACGGAACGGUUAGCACGACUGAACAAACACAGGAACAUUGAUCUAUCCGCGUCUAUGCUGGGUGACCAGGCCGAGAAGACGAAGAACCCCCUGAAGUCGGCAAUGCGGAGGAGGAAAACAAAGACCGUUGCCUUCGCACCACCGACCUAUGUUGACUACUCCGACAUCGACUACUCGACAGACGGGGAAGACCUGGAGGCCGAAUAUUUUGCUCAACAACAACAGUCGCAGCAGCAGCAGCAGGAAUCGCAGGAAGAGCACAAAGAAGCAACCCAAUCCGAUUCACAACAGCAGGGUCAGCAGGGUCAGCAAGCAGGGGCUAUGGCUGGUAAGGACGUGGCCGACGAAGAGGAUGAGACGGCGAGGGUCGAGCCCUUGAAGCCCCGCGCACCCAAAGAAAACGGCAAAGCUGCGGCGGACGGCAAGACAGACGACGCGAAUGAAGACGGCACGGGCAAGGGCGGCUUGACCAGGACCAGCGAAGAAAUCUUUGUUGUGUCCAAAUCUGAGACGCCUGGUCCGAAGAAGACAAAGGACGGCACGGUUCGCGACUCGUUCUUCAAGGACGACACAGUCGAGACAAAGAAGAUCACCUUGACGCCUAAUCUUCUGAGAGACGACAGCGCGCCACGAACGUCCUCGGAAUCCAAGGACGCGAAGCAACGCCCGAGUCUCGACCGCCUCGACAAGGACAUUAACAGUCUCCUUGUCAAGGACGACAAGAAGAAAAAGGACAAGAAGGAGAAAGACAAGAAGGCGGGUGGCUUCCGUAGCCUGUUUUCGAGAAAAGACAAGAAGCGGGGCGAGAACGACGACGACGAGUCGUUUGGAAAACGGUCCAUGGACGUUGGUAGCGAGGGUACCGAGAGAGACCUGGACGAGGUGGAAGAGGAGGCCGCGGAAGAAAAGGCUUCGUCUCCAUCUACCACAGCCGCGCCGCAGCAGGGGCCACAGAGGCAUCCGAGCAAGCUCCAGAAACAACAACCAUUGGGCCGCAUCGCCGAGGUCUCGCCAACAAGAAAUCCAUCCGACGGCAGCACAACACAAAAAGCCAAUGGUAAGGACACUACCGGUCCCUCCUCUACCCGCGCACGGGUGACGCGUCCAGAAGCGAAGCCGGAAUGUGCUGACAAUGUAUCUUUAGCCACCAUGCGUAUGGUCGAUCCCGACGGUGCAGAGGAUAGCAACAAUAGCAACAACCAACAGGGAUCUACUGGUAACACGGCGGCUUCACAAGCCACCCGGCCACUGAUGGUCACAAAGGCCCCUGCACGGGCGGUCCUAGACGAGUUUGAGUCGGAUGAGGAAGCUGGUGUUCUUGAGCCGCAACACCAGGCCGCCGUUCAUGACGAGGAGCAGAAACGGCCGCAUCCCGAACAGCGUCGCCUGGAGCAACAGCAACAGCAACAGCAAACAAGGGAUGUGCCGCGGUCGGGAGACGGGUCGUCGGCAUCGCCUGUUCAGGGGUCGCCUGUCAACGCCAACCAUCCGCCUGCGCUCAUGGUUGAUACAUCAAGCCAGGAAGAGGAGGAGGACCAGUCAUCGCCGAUUUCGUCACCAUCGCCUGAGCUGGUAGGCUCCGAGGACCGGUCUGGCGGCAACCACUACGCACAGGACUCGAUCACGACGUCGACGUCGACGACGACGGCCAACACUGCGACGUGGAACGACGCCAGCCUGCGGGCCUUCUUUGACUCGGGUAAUGACGUCCGCGACCUGUUGGUGGUGGUGUACGACAAGUCCGACGUUGUGCCGGCGGGGCCGGACCACCCUGUGGUCAGUACGCUCUUCAAGGAGCAGAAUACCAAACUGGCCGAGAUUACGACGCAACUGGACAACAUGCUCGGCGACUGGCUGGCACGAAAGCAAAGACUACGGGGCACCUUGUAG
This is a messenger RNA of Sporothrix schenckii 1099-18, 3324 nucleotides long. RefSeq names its product SH3 domain protein. Gene Ontology annotation, cellular component: cell tip; microtubule cytoskeleton. The transcript has 6 exons. The record is from RefSeq and is a predicted model, not a curated record. NCBI's taxonomy places the organism in Eukaryota, Fungi, Ascomycota, Sordariomycetes, Ophiostomatales, Ophiostomataceae. Gene Ontology annotation, molecular function: protein binding. Bases 1 to 3324 code for a protein of 1107 amino acids. Gene Ontology annotation, biological process: establishment or maintenance of actin cytoskeleton polarity.